Messenger RNA from Zerene cesonia (dogface butterfly), 1643 nucleotides. RefSeq names its product pyridine nucleotide-disulfide oxidoreductase domain-containing protein 1 (gene Pyroxd1). The coding region runs from base 105 to 1520 and encodes 471 amino acids. The transcript has a single exon. Gene Ontology annotation, molecular function: flavin adenine dinucleotide binding; oxidoreductase activity. NCBI's taxonomy places the organism in Eukaryota, Metazoa, Arthropoda, Insecta, Lepidoptera, Pieridae. The record is from RefSeq and is a predicted model, not a curated record.
UGCUUCUGUCUGCGUUAUAUUAAAACCAUGGCGUAAACAUUUUUAAUUCUAAACAUUACAUUAGUAAAAACAAUUCAAUUAUUACCAUAAUCAUUUUGUAUUUAAUGUCUGAACAUAAAGCAACUUAUUUAGUUGUAGGUGGAGGAAUAGCCGGUGUAACAUGUGUGGAAAGUCUUGCAAUAUUACACCCCGAAGAAACCCUUAUCAUCUUGACCGCUUCUUCGUUAAUCAAAAACGUCAGCAACGUAAGUUUUUAUGCAAAAACUAUUGUUAAAUUCGAUGUCCACGAUACCGAAGCUACUUCUCUUCAGAAAAUUCAUCCUAAUUUGAGUAUAGUGUAUGACUCACUGAAACACCUAGACACCACAAAUAAAGUUGCUUUAACUGAAAGGGGAAUAAGGAUAAAGUAUAAUGUUGUAUGUAUAUGUACAGGAGGUAUACCAAGAUUGAUAUCUGAUUCCAGUAAAUGCAAAAGAAUACUUGGUAUUAGGGAUACAGAAUCAGUACAAGAGUUCCAAGAAAAAUUGAAGAAUGGUCGGAAAAUGGUUAUAGUUGGUAAUGGUGGCAUUGCAUCUGAAAUAGUGCAUGCUACCAGAGGGAUUCAGAAGGUCUGGGUUAUAAGGGAUGAUUACAUUUCAGCUACAUUUGUAGACCCAGGUGCAGCAGAAUUCUUUCAAGAUACCUUCAAAAGUAAUAUAGAAAAAAAUACUGGUACUGUAUUAAGAAGACAUAUUUUUUCUGAGGAAGAUACUUUAGUGUCAUUGAAUAAAAAUCUGAAAUCAGCAGCACUUGGACCUGAUUGGUAUAGAAAAUUAGAGAAUACAAGAAAUGAAACUGGGGAGCAAGAGUUAGGAAUCAUUUACAAAGUGGAAGUUGAAUCUGUAGUUGAAAGAGAAGAUACAGAGUAUCCUCUGGAUGUAAAAUUAAGUAAUGGAAAGACUGUUCAAUGUGAUUUUGUAAUUUCUGCCACAGGGGUGGAACCUGCUCUUAACUUUACCUGGGAUAUUAAACCACUAUCAGGAACAGAUGGAGGCUUAGCUGUCAAUGAAUUACAAGAAACAUCUAUUAAAGAUGUAUAUGCUGCUGGGGAUGUUGCUUGUGCAUCAUGGGAACAUGCUCCUCACUGGUUUCAACUAAGACUAUGGACCCAAGCUCGGCAAAUGGGUGCUAUGGCUGCUAAGGCCAUGCAUUCCAAAAUAAUAAAAGAAGAAGUAUUACAAGACUUUUGCUUUGAAUUAUUCACCCACUGCACUAAUCUUUUUGGAUACAGAGUAGUGUUACUGGGAAAAUACAAUGGACAAGGCCUUGGUCAAAAUUAUGAAAUUCUUUUAAGAAUGACCCGGGGUCAUGAAUAUAUUAAAUUUGUACUUAAGGAUGGCAGACUGCAAGGUGCUAUAUUGAUUGGAGAAACUGAUCUUGAAGAAAUGUGUGAAAAUCUUAUUUUAGACCAAAUUGAUUUGACUCCUUUUGGAGAUGAUAUACUGAAUCCGGAUAUUGAUAUUGAUGAUUAUUUUGAUUAACUUAAUUUAAAAAUAUUAUAAUAUGAGCUUAAAAUGUUCUUUACUUAUUAAAUAUGUAGUUGUUAUGAUUUAUGUUGCGUUAUGUGGGUUUAAAUUUUUUUUAUAACAAAUAUAAUGUUUAAU